GGUGGUAUGCUGCUGGCAAAUGAUAGAAGGGCAAUGAGAUAAGGGCAAUGUUGAAUGUCUGUAACUUCCAUCAUAUGAAGAAGAAAGCAACAAGCUAUCCGCCUCGUUAUCCUCCUGUUGAAAUGUUAAGCGAUUAAAUUAAUGACCUGAAUCUUCAUCUCAGAGGGAGUUGAAACGGUGCGUAAAACCCAUGCAAGUACAGGCAUUCAUGUAACAUAGUGGCACACACACGCACACGCAUACACUGUAUCUCUCUCACACACACACGCACUUGCACAACGAAUGGAAUCACUGACCGAGGCACACGCGCUGAGGCUUGGAUUUCACGUUUUGCCAAAUGCAGUAUGCUUCUAAUCUGAAAGACUGUGACUUGAAUCCUAUCAGAGAGUCGCUUCAUGGCUAUUCACGUAAACCAGACAGGACACUGGCCAGAAUUUUGAGUCUGAGAACAAAUUAAAUAGAAGAGGUUUUAGUCUAGGUUCUGGAUAACGACGGGUGAAUUUUUUUUUCAUUAGGAACGAAAAAUCUGCAACGCAUCAAACGCGCAUUGUCAAAGUGCACGUGCGUUUUUUUUUACACUACAGUAUAACAAGAAGGAACGUUGUAGCAAUUUCCCAAUUGCGGAAGUUCAAAGCAACUAUUCUUUGCAAGGGGUCCUACAAGUACGUAUUAUUUCAACAUGUUUGUAGUACUAGAUUCCCAUGAUCUGGACCUCCUUUAGAAUUGUAGAGAUCUGUGCAGUGAAGUAGCCUAGUUUUGUGUGUGUGAACCUUUUCCCCCUUCUUAUUGGAGUAUUUCAAACUAGCAUAGACCCUGGCCUGUGGUUGACACUCUUCUUUUACCAAUGAUGUCAAAUCUCGGAUUUUAAGAUUUUCAGAGAAUGUUAAAUGAUCGAUGGACAAUCAUGAACAGUGUGUCAGAACUCGAAGAUGGACAACAGCAUAAAUCUCAGAGGAUGGGCUGUAGCUACUUCCUGUGCACCAUCCUGCUCUUCGUGGCCGUCCUCCUGGCCAUCACGGCAACCGGUACCAUCCUACUCAUGAACCACUACCAAGCCCCGCCCCCCGGCACCAAUGACGGCCCCCCACUCAUCUCAACCAACCACGACGAGGUUAACGCCCUGGUGACGGUCGAGCGGGGCGAUGGUUCGCACAUCAACAUCUUCAUCGACCCCAACUGCCCAGACUACAACAACAACUUCCUGCGGCUGGAGGGCGUGCAGACGUCGCUGCUCCACUCGCUAACUGACCAUGACACGGACCUGAAGUCAGUGAAGGGCCAGGAACGGGCCCUGCUGGUAAAGCUGGCUGAGGAGGUGGCCAAGCUAUCGGGCCACGCCAACCAGCUCAAGUUGGAGUACGAAUCUCUGAGGCGAGGCCAGGGGAACCUGGGUCAAGAGCUCACCACUCUGCAGACGGAGCAAGGCCGACUUAUCAAGCUGCUGUCCGAGAGCCAGAUCAACAUGGUGAAGGUGGUGAACUCCGUGAGUGAUACACUCAACUCCAUGCAAAAGGAGACAGGGAACCUGAAGAGCAAGCUGAAGGCAGACCUCCAGAGAGCACCUGUCCGUAAUAGUCGGCCCAAUGGCUGCUCCAAUGGCUCCAGACCUCGGGACUGCAGUGAUAUCUUCGCCAGUGGCCAGCGGGAGGAUGGGAUCUACUCUGUCUUUCCCACACACUACCCUGCUGGCUUCCAGGUCUUCUGUGACAUGACAACGGACGGAGGAGGAUGGACGGUCAUUCAGCGCAGAGAAGACGGCGUAGUGAACUUCUUCCGAGCAUGGGACGCAUACCGCAACGGCUUCGGCAAGAUUACUGGGGAGCACUGGCUUGGUUUGAAGAGGAUGCAUGCCCUGACCAUCCAAGCCAACUACGAGCUGCGCAUUGACCUGCAGGACUUUGAGAACAGCACAGCCUUCGCCCAGUAUGGAGCCUUUGGAGUGGGACUGUUCUCCGUUGACCCGGAUGAGGAUGGAUACCAGCUGACUAUUGCUGAUUACUCAGGCACUGCAGGCGACUCAAUGCUCAAACACAACGGGAUGAAAUUCACCACCAAGGACCAAGAUAACGACCACUCAGAGAACAACUGUGCCUCCUUCUACCACGGCGCCUGGUGGUACCGCAACUGCCACACGUCCAACCUGAACGGACAGUACCUGCGUGGGCAGCACACCUCCUACGCCGACGGCAUCGAGUGGUCCUCCUGGACGGGCUGGCAGUACUCCCUCAAAUUCACUGAGAUGAAGAUUAGAGCCACGACAGAGGAGAACAAAUGAGAGGGAACAGAUACUACGAGAAACCAUAGAUUGAUGGACUUAGGCGUUAUUAAAGACACUCUACCUGCCGUAAAUUAGAAUAAGGACUCUGAACCUUAAUCUGCUCGUACUGUAACCCCUGUCCAAACACAUUCUUAAUCCCCUCCAAACGUUGACCAUUUUGUGGUGUUGUGUCGAAGCCUCCAAGGUUUUUUAACCUUUUGCUGAUCUGAUCAUGUUUCUAAGAAUUAUGUCAAAAUAAUGCAGACAAUGUUAGAACUACAGUAUUGUUGUGCUUUUGGAGGGAAAGCUGUGGAAUGUUAGGAUUUCUCUCAUUCUCUUGAGUGAAAUUGAGUUGAAUGAAUUGAGUUUCCUACAGUUUAUUUGGGUUGUCCCAGCUGCUUGUAUGUAUAGUUAACUUUGCGUCUGACAGCAGCCUGAGUUCUCCUAAGUGUUACGCAGGGGUUUUUAAAGCCAACCCAAUCACUUCACAGAAGACAGCCUUGUCUUUUACAUGACAUUUCCAAAGACAAUGAUGCCACAAGAGUGGCUUUGAGCAGCAUGCGUGUGUGACCUGUUACAAUGAAAGUAGAGAGAAUUAAGAGAAUAUCUGAAAGGGCUAGGCCAGCGGCGUGCCAAUUAUAAUCAGAGGCCUGGAUCUGUGUAGCCUUCCAGCUGUUGGUGGAAACCUUCUCAGACAGUAGGUUCUAGCCUAUAAGUUCACCUCAUUGUCUGAUAAGGCUUUCCUUUCUCUCACUGAGAACCAAGUCUAUUCACUGACAUGCUGUCUUGACUCAACUCAAAUUAGUCCUUUCAAUAUAUGGAUUUUGUUUACUCCUGAAGCCUUCUAGUCUGUCAAUAUGUGUACAGGAGGUGAUUGAUAAAGUAAGGCAAACUGUGUCCUUUACUCAGUCAGAGUACCAAAAAUGUAGAUUCCCCUAUGGGCACCCCAAAAAAAAAAAAAAAAAAGUUUAACAUUGUUUGUGACAUAAUACAACGACUGCUGGCAACUCAAUCCCUGCAAAGACCAGCCGUUCAUUUGCCUAGAUGUUGAAUGACAUUGUGCCACUGGUACCGUAUGAGUGUAUGUCUUUCUCUUUCUUUACAGUGAUAUGAUAUUGCGUUCGAUACCUUGGAGGUAGCAGACAAUUGUACAUCUGUGUGGUUUCCAGACCUGGGUUCAAAUACAUUUGUAUCUGUUAUAAAAAAUAAUUUUUGUUUUGUAUUUGAGUAUUUUUAAAUAUACAGCCCAAAACAAUUACUUUUAUAUGAGUAUUUGAAUGUUUAUAAAAAUUUAAACAUUUACAAAGUCUACCAAAUUGUAUUUGAAAGUAUUUUCAAAUACUUUUCUGGAACACUAUUUGAAACCCUUUUCACCCAACAUAUUUCAAAUACCCUCAAAUACUCUGCUCUAAAAGUUUAGCAAAAGCCAGAUGCUUAUAUACAAUUCUAUGAAUAUAUGUUCUAAGUAAAUCGAUCAAUUAAUUGCUCAAUGUGACUUUAAAGUGGCAAUCACUCCAACACUGUUUUGUUAAACCGUUGAGGGAUGGGGCUGAUGAAAUGUUACCAAAAACAAAAAAGAAAUUGAGGAUGACCUAAUCACCCCAUAUCUUCCACCAACUACUGAUCCUCUGAAAUUCUGAAAUACAUGCAGUCACACAUACCCAACACUGAGCAGAGUUGCUGCUGAGUACUUACAUGUCCCAGCAUCCUCCGCAGCUGUGGAGUGGCUUUUUAGCAUUGGAGGGCGUAUCUUCAGACCAGAUCGCUGCUCAAUGUCCGACAGGCUUUUUGAAACCAUUAUGGUUUAAAAAAAAGUAACAUGGCAUCUUGUCCUCUUUCAUGAGACACCAAUGUAAAGUAUGGGUUGCAUAUUGUGAUUAAAAAGUGAAAUAAGACCUAAACAUGUCAUAUAUAAAUAAUUGUUUUGAAAUGUCUUGAAAAGUAAUUGAAAUACCUGAAAUAGUAUUUGAAGGCAGAUCUGGUGGUGCCUCCUCAGCUAUAAAAGUCAGAGUGACAAAUGUUAUUACAAAGUAGAAAUGGCACAUUGAGGCUCACAACUUGGAGUCAAUGUUGAGACAACAUUGUGUGGUGUGUUUUCCGGGAAUGUGGUGGUCUUCUAUGCAUUCUGUAGUAUGUUGCAGCCAUUGUUAAUUUACUGUAAUGUUGUAUUUAUGUUUAAUUUACUGUUUGUUUUGUCAUGAUGCAGCUAGUCUUUCUAUUUAAAGGUUGAGUGAAAACAUAUCUUAUUAACCUCACCAAUAUGGUGAUCGGUAGAGAGGUCUGUUUAAGUUUGGCUGAAACACACUUAAGGUGAGAUUGUAAUGUUGGUAUUGUUUUGAGUGUGUUUAUAAUGGUAAGCUGUUGUUGUAAAAGAUCCCUCAGUCCAAUAUGAGCACUUUAUAAUCAGAUCUUCAGAUUGACAUUCAGUAUAAUUUUUGUUUUGGUCUCAAAAGGAAUUAAAAAACAACAACAUUGUGUUUAGAUGUGUAAAGUUGUCUCAUCACAGUAUUUUAAAAUAAAAGGUUUGAAGGGGCUAGGUGGUAAAGUAUGUUUAAAAGCUUAAUAGAGUACUAACAUUUAUCAUUUUACAAACUUUGUUAUUUCUUUCUUAUGAUUGUAGCCUAAUCAUAUAACUCAUUAUAGUUACUCAAUUAGAUGACAAUUCCACCAUAAGAGGGACGUUAAAUAAAACAUUCUCAAUAACAGAA
Molecule: messenger RNA, 4965 nt
Organism: Coregonus clupeaformis (lake whitefish)
Lineage: Eukaryota; Metazoa; Chordata; Actinopteri; Salmoniformes; Salmonidae
Product: fibrinogen C domain-containing protein 1-like
Exons: 7
Coding region: 881-2275 (464 amino acids)
Source: RefSeq, a predicted model, not a curated record